AUGAAUUCAUCAACGCCACUUUCCUCCCCAUCUCCGUCCUCUGUCUCCUCGUCGACGUCACACUCGCAGCAUGGAGAUCAGAUAACACGCACUGUGGAGGACAACCAUCUGGCCGCUCCUCCGGUCACCUCUGCUCCUGCUCCUGGACCUCCCAACACCGCCUCUUCCGUCGCCACUACUACUUCGCUGCUCUCGGCUGCCUCCUCUGCCGCUCCCCCUCAAAAGCCUCCCAAAGCAAAGAUGGCCAACCGGCUCAGUCGCAUGUUCUCUCAAACUCGCUCUUCGGCACCAUCUGCGUCAGUCUCCCCCAGUAGACAGAAUGUCGACUCGUCGCCAAAGCAGAAUGGAAACUCAGCUGUCACUUCCAACAUGAAGACGCCUCCCUCAUCUUCUCCAGCUACAGGCCCAGCAGACCGAAAAAUAGACCAGAAGCUUGCCGAGAAGAAACCAGACGGGAAAUCCGCAGACAAAAAGGCAGACAAGGGCAAGGAUGCUGUUCAACCGAUCAAGCGAUUCGAGUUACUUGCAGACGGAACGCACAAGCACACUCUCAAAUCGGCCAGGCGCCAGGAAAAGCUCUCGGACAUGCUACGUGAGAUGAUCGGGGCCGGAAAGAAGAAGGACGAUGCCGGUGCCCACGCACAGGGCCAGGGUGACGACCAGCAACAGCUCUCUCUCGUCUCCACCUGGGUCGACCAGCUCAAGAACGAAAAGGAGAAGAUGGCAGCCGACAAGAAGGGCGGACCAAACAGCACGGCCUCUCUUGUCGACAAGUAUGGCAAGUGUCAUGAAAUCGUCGGACGCGGUGCUUUCGGAAUCGUCCGCAUCUCCCACAAGAUCGAUCCCAAGGACUCCAAGACGGAACACGUCUAUGCCGUCAAGGAAUUCCGCCGUCGACCCCAGGAAACUGUCAAGAAAUACCAGAAGCGUCUCACAUCUGAAUUCUGCAUCUCUUCUUCUCUCCGCCAUCCGAACAUCAUCCAUACCCUCGAUCUCAUGCAGGACGCCAAGGGUGACUACUGCGAGGUUAUGGAAUACUGCGCGGGAGGAGAUCUCUACACUCUCAUUCUCUCCGCUGGCAAACUCGAGGUCGGCGAGGCUGACUGCUACUUCAAGCAACUAAUGCGCGGAGUCGAAUACAUGCAUGAAAUGGGCGUUGCCCAUCGAGAUCUGAAACCCGAAAACCUCUUACUCACAACGCACGGUGCACUCAAGAUCACGGAUUUCGGCAACGGGGAGUGUUUCCGCAUGGCCUGGGAGAAAGAGGCGCACAUGACCGCGGGCUUAUGUGGGUCUGCACCAUAUAUCGCACCCGAAGAGUACGUGGAUAAGGAGUUCGACCCAAGAGCUGUAGAUCUUUGGGCUACUGGCGUCAUCUACAUGGCUAUGCGGACCGGCAGACACCUCUGGCGCCAGGCGCAAAAGGAAGAAGACGAAUUCUACGACCGAUACCUGGAGGGUCGCAGAGAUGAAGAUGGUUAUGCACCCAUCGAGACAUUGCAUCGUGCACGCUGCAGGAAUGUCAUCUACUCCAUCCUUGACCCUAACCCUGGUCGUCGCAUCACAGCUUCCCAGGUUCUCAAGUCUGAAUGGGUCCGGGAUAUCAAGCUAUGCAAAGCUGGUGAAGAAGGCUUCUAA
Molecule: messenger RNA, 1638 nt
Organism: Nannizzia gypsea CBS 118893
Lineage: Eukaryota; Fungi; Ascomycota; Eurotiomycetes; Onygenales; Arthrodermataceae
Product: HAL protein kinase
Exons: 2
Coding region: 1-1638 (545 amino acids)
Biological process (GO): protein phosphorylation; intracellular signal transduction; intracellular monoatomic cation homeostasis
Molecular function (GO): protein serine/threonine kinase activity; ATP binding
Source: RefSeq, a predicted model, not a curated record